This is a messenger RNA of Saccostrea echinata, 1536 nucleotides long. RefSeq names its product cytoplasmic tRNA 2-thiolation protein 2-like. NCBI's taxonomy places the organism in Eukaryota, Metazoa, Mollusca, Bivalvia, Ostreida, Ostreidae. Gene Ontology annotation, biological process: tRNA wobble position uridine thiolation. Gene Ontology annotation, cellular component: cytosol. Gene Ontology annotation, molecular function: tRNA binding; sulfurtransferase activity. The coding region runs from base 60 to 1472 and encodes 470 amino acids. The transcript has 15 exons. The record is from RefSeq and is a predicted model, not a curated record.
UUUACAUUGAGAAUGAAACACAAAAUUUCAUCACUCGUCAUUACCAAUAUACCUAGACCAUGUGCAGUGUUCAAGACGGCGAGGAAAUUUCUCCUGUUCGGAGAGAAAAAAUAGUGGAGGAAAGAACAUGUAUGAAGUGUGAGAAGAAAGCUGUUUUAGUGACUCGAGUCAACGAUGCUUUCUGUAGGGAGUGCUUUAUGGUGUAUGUGACUCAUAAAUUCCGUGCGGCGAUCGGGAAGUCAAAGCUGAUUCGAGAUGGGGAGAGAGUGCUUGUUGGUGUGUCUGGGGGUCAGGCCUCCAGUUGUCUUCUACAUCUGAUUCAGGAGGGACUUAGUGGCCGUGCACAUAAGAAGUUAAGAUUCCAACCUGGGCUUGUCUUUAUUGAUGAGGGUGUCACAGUGGGGAUGUCAGCUGAGGAAAGACUGACAACAUGUACACAGGUGUUAGAGAUCAUGGAAAAAACAGGAUUUCCCUGCUACCUCAAGGCUCUGGAACAAGCCAUGGAGUUGGAUAGAGAGAAUGCUUCAAAUUCACCACAAUAUUCUGCUGUAGAGACAAAAGAAUCUGACACAGCCUUGGGGACUUCUGGUAAAUCUGUGGAAAAUAUGGCUAAAUUCCACAAGUAUGAUGAAGCAGAGGAGAAGCUUAAAGUCCUUCUAAACUCACUGAAAUCUGUCACUGCUAAAGAGGACCUUAUCAAAAGUCUCAGACAGAACAUUCUGAUUGACCUUGCUUGUAAGAAAGGUUACUCCAAGGUAAUGUUGGGGCACUGCAGUACCAGACUGGCUGUCCAUCUGCUCACUGACAUAGCUCAGGGCAGGGGGGCACAUGUUGCCAUGGAUACAGCAUUUGCAGAUACAAGGUGCAGUGACAUCACUAUUGUUAGACCUAUCAGAGACUUCAGCAGUAAAGAGGUCACAAUGUACAAUAUCCUGAACAAUGUACCUACUGUUUUUAUUCCGACAAUUACUACUAAGGCACCUGACAGUGCAAGUAUAGAGCACCUUACAGAGAAGUUUGUGACAGGGUUACAGGCAGACUAUCCCUCAACAACCAGCAAUAUAAUGAGGACUGGUGAAAAGUUACACACAGAAAAGAAAAAGGACACAGAGAGUCAGUGUGCUGUUUGUCAGGCCCCCCUGGACACAGAUGUACCGCCAUCUUCAGCCCUGAGUGCUGUCCAGUUUUCAGAGACUGUGUCUCGUUGUAGUAGUGUCACACUCUCUAUCUGUAACAGUGAUAAAGAAUGCUGUGGGCGUGGUGACGGGAGCUGUCAAUCAAAAGAUCCAACGUUAACACGAGAGGAUGUCAUAUCAGCCCUCUGUUAUGCUUGCAGACUCUUGAUAAAAGAAUUGGAUGAUGUGAAUAAGUUGCCAAAGCAUAUCCUUGAUGACAUCAGCAAGAGACAAAGAAGGAUAAAGAUGAAGACAGAAAUCGAGGAUUUCCUACUGGACACGGAGGAUCAUGUUUAGAAUAACACAAAUUUUUAAAAAAAAAAUUUCUGUGAUUCAGAAGAGUAAUUUUAUAAAUAUUUGA